Magallana angulata is the source of this 889-nucleotide messenger RNA. Its product is annotated as proteasome subunit alpha type-7-like. The coding region runs from base 58 to 807 and encodes 249 amino acids. Gene Ontology annotation, cellular component: proteasome core complex, alpha-subunit complex; proteasome core complex; nucleus. The record is from RefSeq and is a predicted model, not a curated record. Lineage: Eukaryota; Metazoa; Mollusca; Bivalvia; Ostreida; Ostreidae. Gene Ontology annotation, biological process: ubiquitin-dependent protein catabolic process. The transcript has 6 exons.
GGUGUCUUCUAAGCGUCUUUGUGAAUCUGAUUGCAUUCACACACAAGCAGCGAAAACAUGAGUUCCCGAUACGACAGAGCUAUCACUGUUUUUUCACCUGAUGGUCACCUUUUUCAAGUUGAAUAUGCACAAGAAGCCGUCAAAAAGGGAUCGACAGCGGUUGGCGUUCGGGGAAAUAACAUUGUUGUCUUAGGUGUUGAAAAGAAAGCAGUAGCAAAGCUUCAAGAAGACAGAACAGUUAGAAAAAUUGCACUAUUAGAUGACCAUGUUGCUCUGGCUUUUGCAGGUUUGACAGCAGAUGCUCGAAUUCUGAUCAACAGAGCUCGCGUGGAGUGUCAGAGUCACAAACUCACUGUAGAGGACCCUGUGACAUUGGAGUACAUCACACGAUACAUAGCACAAUUAAAACAGAAAUACACCCAAAGCAAUGGAAGGAGGCCCUUUGGAUUAUCUGCUCUGAUAAUAGGCUUUGACUAUGAUGGCACCCCACAUCUUUACCAGACCGACCCCUCAGGAACCUACCAUGAGUGGAAGGCAAAUGCUAUUGGUAGAAGUGCUAAACCAGUACGAGAGUUUCUAGAGAAAAGUUACACAGACGAGGUAGCUGGCAACCAAGAGGAGUGCAUAAAGCUGGCCCUGAAAGCCUUACUAGAAGUUGUACAGUCCGGGGCCAAAAAUGUAGAGUUAGCUGUAAUGAGGGACAAGGAACCAUUAAAAAUGUUAGAACUUGAGGAAGUAGAGAAAUACAUUGCAGAAAUAGAGAAAGAAAAGGAAGAGGAGGCAGAGAAAAAGAAGCAGAAGAAAUAGUGACUUGAAGAUUUUGUUUAGUGUUUAUUGUCAGUGCUAUUUUGUCCCAUACUUCUCAUGUCAUUAAAUGUAUGAAACUUGU